GUUGCCCUGAACUCAUGACAGCCACGCGGACCGCGGUUGCGGCAUCCUGGGCCCUGUACGGGUCUUACAUGCGGACACGGAGGCCCGGAGCGAGCAUCUCAGCCGGCGGCCACAACCCCCAGCGCCAGUGCAGGGCCCCCGGCUGAGCCCCAGGCGGUCUGAUGGACCCCGCGGUGGUGAGCAGACACAGGCUCUCGCCGCAGGAUGGCAGCAGAUGGCACAAGUGCCAGACACCUUCACCCACGUGGUUCCUGUGCCUCCGUGGACGGCUGCUUGAGCCCUGGCACUUGCUAAUGUGCAUUCUUUUUAAGUUUCAGGAGGAAGAUCCAGAGUUGGGAUGUCUUGGAGACCGCUGAGUGUCGGCACUGAGUGGGCAUGGGAUCACAGAGCUCCCGAAUGAAAACAUCCAGACGGCUAGAUCCGGAUCAGUGGAACCCACCAUUGCAGGGUCAGAUGACAUUUGAGGAUGUGGCAGUACACUUCUCCCAGGAUGAAUGGAAGCUCUUUAAUGUGGCCCAAAAGCACCUGUACUGUGAUGUGAUGAUGGAGAACUUUGAGCUCAUUAAUUCACUGGGUUGUCUGUGUGGAGAAGAAGAUGGCGAGGACCCUCCAGAACAGGUGAAGAGCUGCUGGGCCCACCCAUCAGAACAGCCCUUGGUAUAUGGGGAGUGUGGUAAGGACUUCCUAGCCAGCUGGGGCUUUGUCCAGCAACGGGCUGCUCACAGAGCAGAGAAGCUACAGAGGAGUACCCUGGGGACCUUCUCUUCUAGCUCCAACCUUUUGUGGCACCCAGGGAAUCUCAUCAGCCAGAAGUCUAACUGCGUCAACUGUGGGAACUCCUUUUUGAAGAGUCCGCUCUUCUCAAACACCUGAAGCUGUACAAUGGAGAGAAACACUAUAGGUGCUUAACAGGUGGAAAUGCCUUUAAGGAGAAGUCAGGUCUUACUACUCAGAAAAGAAUUCCCACUGGAGAAACAUCCCAUGUGUGUAAGGAGUGUGGGAAGGCCUUCAGUGUUCCAUCUAAACUGAGCACACAUCAGAAUAUUCACACUGAAACAAAACAUUACAAGUGCGGCAAAUGUGGGAAGCAUUCAAACACAAAUCCACAGUUACUCAGCACCAAAGAAUUCAUACAGGGGAAAGGCUGGAUAAGUGCAGCAAAUGUGGGAAAGCCUUCAGCCUCGCAUCUACCCUCAUUCGGCACUGGAAAGUUCACACUUGGGAAAAGCUCUAUAAAUGCACUGAAUGUGGGAAAUUCUUUAGCCAAAACUCUAACCUCAUUUGACACCAGAGAUCUCACACUGGAGCAAGGCCCUGUGAGUGCAUUGAAUAUGGGAAAACCUACAGCAGGAUCUCCUGUCUCAGUCAGCACCAGAAAAUUCCUGUGGGAGAAGGAACAUGAGAGUGCCCUCACUGAGAAAGCCUUCCUCAAGAUAUCCACACUUAGCCAGGUGCUGGUGACUCAAGCCUGUAAUCCUAGCUGCUUAGGAGCCAGAGAUCAGGAGGAUCUCCGUU
Messenger RNA from Castor canadensis (American beaver), 1515 nucleotides. Its product is annotated as zinc finger protein 154-like. The record is from RefSeq and is a predicted model, not a curated record. Lineage: Eukaryota; Metazoa; Chordata; Mammalia; Rodentia; Castoridae. Gene Ontology annotation, biological process: regulation of DNA-templated transcription.